AUGAAAUUCACGAGCCUUGUCCUCGCUCUGCUGGUCGGCACUGGCAUCGCCAUCCCCCUCCGAGCUGCGAUCGACGUGGCCCCGCGUCAGCUCGAAAACAAGGGAGCCACGGCCGCAGAGGGAACUCCGGCCGAGGGCCUUACUGUGGACCAGCUGGCCCAAGAUGAGUGGUCAGCAGGGACGUGGUGGAAAGAAAGGAAGGAAAGGAAGUAG
Molecule: messenger RNA, 213 nt
Organism: Phialemonium atrogriseum
Lineage: Eukaryota; Fungi; Ascomycota; Sordariomycetes; Cephalothecales; Cephalothecaceae
Exons: 3
Coding region: 1-213 (70 amino acids)
Source: RefSeq, a predicted model, not a curated record